Messenger RNA from Baudoinia panamericana UAMH 10762, 709 nucleotides. RefSeq lists its product as uncharacterized. The transcript has a single exon. Lineage: Eukaryota; Fungi; Ascomycota; Dothideomycetes; Mycosphaerellales; Teratosphaeriaceae. The coding region runs from base 133 to 567 and encodes 144 amino acids. The record is from RefSeq and is a predicted model, not a curated record.
GUUGCGAAAGGGCAGGCACGACCUGUGAGGUGGGAAGUAUGACUACGAAACUGAUGUGCGCUCUACGAAGCCUGCACCUACAUAGCAUGGAACUCAGCUUAAGAAUAGUAACCUUGAAGAUCUGUCGUGCACAUGAAGAAUCAUCGUGCCGGGCACCAAGUGGUGCACUUUACGUGUCAUCAAACUCAUCUGACGAGAUCUGUUCGGGCCACGUCGUUUCUCUUGCUUGUCCCGACUCAGCGUGGCUUAAUUUGCGGCGGUAUCGGCAUCUGGAGCCUUGGACAUGUGCUGCUAUCCGUUAGAGCUAUUCGUAGUUUGCAAUUUGAGGGCACAGCUUACUUGCGAGCUUCGCGGCCAUGUACGCUUCCGUCUUUCGCCGCUUCACCGCCUUAUCCUGCUUUUGCCGCUUGCGCUCCGCUUUCAGUUGACGAGUGCAACGACGAAAGGAUCCGAACGGCGCAGAGUGAGAGUUGCCUUUCCGUCUGGGAGGACCUUAUUCUGACCAUCCUUGUCAAGCAUUGCCACUGGCGCCACAGGGCAACUGCGAUGAUCCUCAAUGAGUUGUAAAGCCAUGUAUUCAAGGAGCCCUAGCGUGAUUCCGCCAUAGACGCUAAGUGUUCGGGUCGAUGGAUCCUCCCUUGGAACAGCGCUAGUCGUCGCAACAGUCAAGCCAGAGUUGGAGGUGAGUGACUGGACGCUGGCGUAUUAG